GUCGCCAGCAUAGAGCACGGCUAUGGUGCCCAGGUCGCCAGCGUCGAGCACGGCUAUGGUGCCCAGCUCGGCAGUGUGGAGCACGGCUAUGUCGCCCAGGUCGCCAGCGUGGAGGACGGCAAUGGCGCCCAGAUCGCCAGUGUGGAGCACGUCUAUGGCGCCCAGGUCGCCAACGUGGAGCACGGCUAUGGCGCCCAGGUCGCCAGCGUGGAGCAGGGCUAUAGUGCCAGAUAAGUACUGCUGAAGCAG
Chara braunii is the source of this 249-nucleotide messenger RNA. Lineage: Eukaryota; Viridiplantae; Streptophyta; Charophyceae; Charales; Characeae. The record is from the annotation of a GenBank genome assembly.